CGGUAAUAAGAAAACAAAGAAAAAAAAGAAGGAAAAAAAGAAAGAAAUCGAACUCGUUUCCUGAGAGACCAAAAUCUCACUUUCCAUUCAAUAUUUUGGUUUGGCUUCUUCUCCAAAUCACACUGCGCCCACCAACCCCACCCCAAUGCCAAUUUCAGUUCCCUCAAUCUCUUUCAAAUGUGAUUCCAACUUCUUCAUAUUCCUCCUUUUCGCUUCUGUUUUCCCUUUUCAGAUCGCUUACUGCUCCAUCCUUUGCUGAGGAUUCAAACCCAUUCUUCCUGAGGUUUUUCUAUUUGCGUUUUUUCCUUUUUUUUCCUUUUUUUUUUCCUUUCCUGUCCUGUUAUUGUGACCUUUUUCAGAAGAUCAUACUUCUCAUGAUUUGUUGUUUUUGGGGACAUUGGCAAAAUCGUAUGCUAGUUCUUCUUUGAUCACAACGGUUUUACAUUACGAUUCUUCCAUUGUUUUUUCAACUUGGCUUUCCCUCGAAUGCCUAGAGAUUUCACACAGUUCAUUACUUUCCUUGUGAUCAAUCUAAGAAACUGGGUAUUGGCUGGUGGUUUUAUGGGUAUUUAACUUAUGCCCUUUAUGUGUUUUGUUGUGUAGUUGAAUAGGAUUUGGGAGAAUCAAAACUGGGAAACUGAAGAAUCUGUUUCUGCUUUAUUAUUAUUAUUAUUAUUAUUAUUAUUUCUUGUUUUGGGAGCCUCAAUAGCAAUGCCACGGUGUAGGAUGGACAAGGAGGAAGGAGAGAAGCAUCUUGGUUUGCUUAAACUGAUGCAGAUUCUUUCAUUUUUGGUUGUUUUUGUGGCUGGAGUUGUUAUUGGAUUAGCAACAACUUCUCACGUUAGCAGAUACUUUACCUCACAGGCUGAGCUUUACUCUUUUAUCAAUCAUUUUUCGGUUCCCACUACUCAUGUGGAAGAGAAUUGUACUGAUUCAAACAUAUGUGAGAGAAAGGAUUGUUCUAGCUUUCAUAUGUUUAUCCAUCCAGAUAAUCUGACUCAUGCUAUGUCUGAUGAUGAGCUUUUCUGGAGAGCUUCAAUGGUGUCAAAGAGAGAGAACUAUUAUCCCUUCAAAAGAGUGCCAAAAGUGGCCUUCAUGUUCUUGACUAGAGGCCCUCUGCCCAUGCUGCCAUUAUGGGAGAGGUUCUUUGCUGGCCAUGACAAUCUGUUUUCUAUUUAUGUGCAUGCCCUUCCAGGCUAUGAGCUAAAUGUGUCCACGAGUUCUGUUUUCUACAGACGGCAAAUCCCCAGUCAGCGUGUUUCUUGGGGAACGGUAUCACUCGCAGAUGCCGAGAGGCGGCUUCUAGCAAAUGCCCUACUCGACUUCUCAAACGAGCGUUUUGUCCUGCUUUCGGAGAGCUGUAUCCCAGUGUACAACUUUCAAACUGUCUACGAUUAUCUGACAAAUUCUGCCCACAGUUUUGUAGAAUCAUAUGAUGAACCAACCCGAUACGGACGUGGUCGGUACAGUCGCCAGAUGCUUCCAGAUAUUAAGCUCCAGCAUUGGCGGAAAGGAUCCCAGUGGUUUGAACUCAGCCGUGCUCUCGCUAUUUAUAUUGUUGCAGACACCAAAUACUACACUCUUUUUAAGAAGUUCUGUAAGCCUGCUUGCUACCCAGAUGAACACUAUAUCCCAACAUACUUGAACAUGUUUCACGGUUCUCUGAACUCAAAUCGCACAGUGACGUGGGUCGAUUGGUCAAUGGGAGGUCCACAUCCAGCAAUGUAUGGACCAGCUAACAUUACUGAAAGUUUUAUAGAAUCUAUAAGAAAUAAUGGGACAGAGUGCCUAUAUAAUUCAGAGAUCACUUCUGUUUGUUACCUCUUUGCUCGGAAGUUUGCUCCAUCUACCUUGGAACCCUUGCUUAACCUAACUUCAUCAGUUAUGAAAUUUUGA
Molecule: messenger RNA, 1896 nt
Organism: Cucumis melo (muskmelon)
Lineage: Eukaryota; Viridiplantae; Streptophyta; Magnoliopsida; Cucurbitales; Cucurbitaceae
Product: glycosyltransferase BC10
Exons: 2
Coding region: 712-1896 (394 amino acids)
Cellular component (GO): membrane
Molecular function (GO): glycosyltransferase activity
Source: RefSeq, a predicted model, not a curated record